Phalaenopsis equestris is the source of this 2703-nucleotide messenger RNA. Its product is annotated as DNA mismatch repair protein MSH4. NCBI's taxonomy places the organism in Eukaryota, Viridiplantae, Streptophyta, Magnoliopsida, Asparagales, Orchidaceae. Gene Ontology annotation, biological process: mismatch repair; reciprocal meiotic recombination. The transcript has 23 exons. Bases 96 to 2588 code for a protein of 830 amino acids. Gene Ontology annotation, cellular component: nucleus. Gene Ontology annotation, molecular function: mismatched DNA binding; ATP-dependent DNA damage sensor activity; ATP binding. The record is from RefSeq and is a predicted model, not a curated record.
CAAAUUUUUCUCGAGCGGCACAGCGGCUGUGAAGUUUUGCAGAUAUCGGCCUUUCUUCGGAGCUCAAGUUUUUUGUUCCUUGACGAGAGGUUCGAAUGGAGGAAGACGGCGGAGCCGGCGAUCGCUCAAGCUUCGUGAUUGGUCUAAUUGAGAAUAGAGCAAAGGAGGUUGGUAUGGCUGCAUUUGAUUUGAGAUCGGCAUCAUUGCAUCUUUCUCAGUACAUCGAAACAAGCUGUUCUUAUCAAAACACAAAGACACUGUUGCUCUUUUAUGAUCCUAUGACAAUAAUAGUUCCUCCUGUUAAGCUGGCUCCAGAUGGCAUGGUUGGGGUUUCAGAGCUAGUAGAUAAGCAUUAUCCAUCAAAUAGGAAGAUAACAGUACCUCGUGGUUGCUUUGAUGAUACCAAGGGUACUGUGUUGGUGAGAAAUCUAGCAGCUAAAGAGCCAUCUGCCCUGGGUUUAGAUAGUUACCACAAGCAGUAUUAUCUAUGCCUAGCUGCUGCUUCUGCUACUAUUAAAUGGAUUGAAGAAGAGAAAGGCGUUAUUGUGACAAGCCACUCGUUGUCGGUUUCAUUUAAUGGCUCAUUUGACCACAUGAAUAUUGAUGCUACGAGUGUCCACAACUUGGAAAUUAUUGAGCCGUUAUGCUCUGAAGUUUGGGGUACUAGCAACAAAAAAAGAAGUCUCUUUCAAAUGUUGAAGACGACAAAAACAGUUGGAGGAGCUAGACUACUUCGGGCGAACUUACUGCAGCCUCUGAAAGAUAUUGGAACUAUCAAUGCUCGUUUAGAUUGCUUGGAUGAGCUAAUGAGCAAUGCAGAGCUAUUUUUCGGCCUUGUCCAAGUGCUUCGUAAAUUUCCAAAAGAGACUGAUAAGGUACUUUGUCACUUCUGCUUCAAGACAACAAAAGUCAAUGGAGAAGCUCUUAAAUCUGCCACUGCUAGGAAAAGUCAAAUGCUGAUAUCGAACAUUAUCAUUCUCAAGACUGCAUUAGAUGCUUUACCUCUUCUCUCAAAGGUUCUUAAGAAUGCGAAGAGUUGCCUACUCUGCAAUAUUUACAAGUCAGUCUGUGAAAAUGAAAAGUACACACAAAUGAGAAAGAGAAUUGGAGAUAUUAUUGACGAAGAUGUGGUGCAUGCUAGGGCUUCUUUUGUUUCAUGUACGCAGCAGUGCUUUGCCAUUAAAGUUGGUGUCGAUGGGCUUCUUGAUGUUGCACGUCGUUCCUUUUGUGAUACCAGUGAAGCUAUACAUGAACUCGCAAACAAAUAUCGGAAGGAAUUUAAUUUGCAGAAAUUAAAGAUUCCUUUCAACAAUAGACAAGGAUUUUACUUUAGCAUUCCACUGAAGGAAAUUAAUGGAAAGCUGCCGGAAAAGUUUAUUAAGUGUCAGGUCAUGAGAAAUGGGAAAAAUAUACAUUGCUCAAGUUUCGAACUUGCUUCUCUAAACGUAAGAAACAAGUCUGCAGCAGCUGAAUGUUUCAUGCGGACAGAGAUGUGUUUGGAAGGAUUGAUUGAUGCAAUAAGAGAGGAUAUUUCCUUACUAACAUUGCUUGCAGAGAUUAUAUGCCUUCUAGAUAUGAUCGUGAAUUCUUUUGCACACAUGAUAUCGACCAAGCCUCCUGAAUGUUAUUCAAGGCCAGAAUUCACUGCAAGUGGGCCUAUGGCAAUUGAUGCUGGCAAACAUCCUAUCGUAGAGAACUUGCGUAGUGAUUUUGUAGUUACGUUUUUCUUUCACACUCAUAGUCACUAUAUUUAUUUGAUUCCUUUUUCCAAACAUAACCUAUUGCGAUUGAUAGAGAAUUUUUAUAUGCAGCCUAACAAUCUUUUCCUUUCUGAAGUGUCAAAUGUGGUGAUAGUCAUGGGUCCAAACAUGAGUGGAAAAAGUACUUAUCUUCAACAAGUUUGUCUUCUGAUCAUUCUUGCACAAAUUGGUUGCUAUGUUCCUGCUCGUUUUGCAUCCAUAAGGGUAGUUGAUCGCAUGUUUACACGGAUUGGCAGUGGAGACAACGUUGAAUAUAACACAAGCACAUUUAUGAACGAAAUGAAAGAGACAUCUUUCCUCAUGCAAAAUGUCACAGCAAGGAGUCUUAUUGUCAUUGAUGAACUUGGAAGGUCUACUUCUACCUUUGAUGGGUUUGCAAUAGCAUGGAGCUGCUGUGAAUAUCUUCUCUCUCUGAAGGCUUAUACUAUUUUUGCAACACAUAUGGAAGCUUUAUCUGAGAUUGCAGACAUAUAUCCAAAUGUAAAGGUCCUCCAUUUUGAAGUUGACUUGAGGAACAACCACUUAGAUUUUAAGUUUCAUCUGCGGGAUGGGCUGACUCACGUACCACACUAUGGCCUUUUAUUGGCUGGAGUUGCUGGUCUGCCUGCUUCAGUGGUCAAAACGGCAAGAGACAUCACUGCUAGGAUCACAGAAAAGGAUUCAAAGAAGAUGACGAACAACUGUGAGGAGUAUCACCCUUUGCAAAUGGCGUACAGGGUUGCCCAAAGGCUGGUUUGCUUGAAAUAUUCCAACCAAGGCGAGGAUGAUAUAAGAAGGGCUUUGGAAAAUCUUAAAGAGAGUUAUAAUGAGGGUAGGUUUACAUUUUGAUUUCCUUUUUCUGAAGUUUGUCUAUAGUAAGAUGACUAAAAUUUGACUUGUAUAGCUUUUUUAUCUAUAUUCAUGAAAUUUUAAACAAACAAGCAAUGCCAUUUCUUUUCUUUUU